AAGGCGAGGUGGCUCCGCUCCCAGAAAGACGGCCGGGGACUGCUUUCUGACAGUGAGCUCGAAGGCAUCCGUACAGAGGGCGGAUGAGACCGGAACGGUUCUUUGGGUCGGUAGCUGCUGGGUCCCCUGAGGUGGCCCCUUUCAGACGCGUGCCGCGAGCGUGAGAAAUUCCUCAGCUGCUGCUGUGAAGAGGAAGAUGACGAGGAAGAGCCACCGCCUCCGCCAGAUCCACCGCCCCGGGCCGAGUGAGGAGGCCGUCGCCGCGGAUAGGGUAACAGCCCGCCGCCGCUACUGCUGCUGCUGCUCCGGCUCCGUAUCUGGCUGUUGUUAUCGUCGUCACUGAUUUCCCCAUCUUCAAGCUCCCCUUCUUCCUUCGGCGAGAGGCCACUGGAGGCCGGGGCCGGAGUAUCUGCGGUCGCCAUCCGGGGAGCAGCGCCUUCCACACAACCUUAGCCCUCCGUCCGGGGAUCCGCCCGACAAUUGCCUCGUUUCCCUUCUUUCCUAACGGACCGGGUCGGUGCGGUCUUACCCUACUCGGACACCUAGCGGCCUCUGCUCCCCAACUUCCCCGCACCCCAGCUCUCUCUCGCCGGACCGUCGCAACCCAGUUCCCUUUCCUAGCGCCCCCUUGCUCCUCAGCGAUCGGGGUUCUUCCGCCUCGCGAGAAAGGGACUCUGGUAGCGGCUGUACCCGAGACGUCACUUCCUGCGACACGCAGGAAACAAAGGCUCCUAGUUCACGCGAUAAUAAGACCAACUCGAUACUCACUAGGAUUUGUAGUCUUUCGUCUUUCUUCGGGUUUACUCUUCCGGCCUAGCGUCACACCCACCGCAGGAUCUGGCUUGGCACAGCUGGGUGCAUGCAGAAGUAGGCGGAGCUGCUGUUAGUUGCAGCCUUGAGAGAGUUUUAUUGUAAAACUCUUGUAAUUUACAGUAAUCGGAGGGAAAACACCUCUUCCUUUUAAUUGCUCUGAGGACUCCUGCCAAAGAAACGCAGUAGAUCCGCUCCCUCUUGGGGGCGGGGAGAAAGAACGGGUUGUGUCCGCCAUGUUGGUGAAGUCAAGCGAAGGCGACUAGAGCUCCAGGAGGGCCAGUUCUGUGGGCUCUAGUCGGCCAUAUUAAUAAAGAGAAAGGGAAGGCUGACCGUCCCUCGCCUCCGCCCCCACAUACACACCCCUUCUUCCCACUCCGCUCUCACGACUAAGCUCUCACGAUUAAGGCACGCCUGCCUCGAUUGUCCAGCCUCUGCCAGAAGAAAGCUUAGCAGCCAGCGCCUCAGUAGAGACCUAAGGGCGCUGAAUGAGUGGGAAAGGGAAAUGCCGACCAAUUGCGCCGCGGCGGGCUGUGCCACUACCUACAACAAGCACAUUAACAUCAGCUUCCACAGGUUUCCUUUGGAUCCUAAAAGAAGAAAAGAAUGGGUUCGCCUGGUUAGGCGCAAAAAUUUUGUGCCAGGAAAACACACUUUUCUUUGUUCAAAGCACUUUGAAGCCUCCUGUUUUGACCUAACAGGACAAACUCGACGACUUAAAAUGGAUGCUGUUCCAACCAUUUUUGAUUUUUGUACCCAUAUAAAGUCUGUGAAACUCAAGUCAAGGAAUCUUUUGAAGAAAAACAACAGUUGUUCCCCAGCUGGACCAUCUAAUUUAAAAUCAAACAUUAGUAGUCAGCAAGUACUACUUGAACACAGCUAUGCCUUUAGGAAUCCUAUGGAGGCAAAAAAGAGGAUCAUUAAACUGGAAAAAGAAAUAGCAAGCUUAAGAAGAAAAAUGAAAACUUGCCUACAAAAGGAACGCAGAGCAACUCGAAGAUGGAUCAAAGCCACGUGUUUGGUAAAGAAUUUAGAAGCGAAUAGUGUGUUACCUAAAGGUACAUCAGAACACAUGUUACCAACUGCCUUAAGCAGUCUUCCUUUGGAAGAUUUUAAGAUCCUUGAACAAGAUCAACAAGAUAAAACAAUGCCAAGUCUAAAUCUAAAACAGACCAACAGUACCUUCAUUUAAAUUUAGCUUGCGCAGAGCUUGAUGCCUAUCCUUCAUUCUUUUCAGAAGUAAAGAUAAUUAUGGCACUUAUGCCAAAAUUCAUUAUUUAAUAAAGUUUUACUUGAAGUAACAUUACUGCAUAAUUUGUGAAGACUUGAUUACAAAAGAAUAAAAAACUUUCUAUGGAAAUUUUAUUUGAAAAUGAGGAAGUGCCUUACAUUAGAAUUAUGAACUUAAAAAUUUUGCUAAUAAAUUGUAUGUUUGAAAGGUGUUUUUUGUUUUUGUCUUUUUAAACUACUGUUAAAAGAACAGCUUAUGAUAAGUAAUAUGUUUAACUUACAUUAGAGAAGAAUUUUUUCCUGUACCAAAGUUGGCAUAUUGCAUUCUAAAUAAGAUGCUAAAUAAGAGUUAACCAACAUUUAACAUGACCUUAAAACUGCUGGGUUUUGUAUUAAUUAGAUUAUAAUUGGCACUGUGAUUUGAAAAAUUUAUAGAAAAAAAGGUACAGGGCGAGUUUUUAAAUUAAAACUUUCUAUAUUUUGUUUUACCAGUAAAAGUGAGCUUAUCAUGGCCUCUCUCAUAAGAAUAUUAGAUUUUAAAAUAGGUUGUAAAAUAUUUUGAAAAUAUUUGAAUGUGAAGUACCAUUGAGUCAUCCAAACUAGGUAAGGCCUCAAGUACUUUAAACUAGUAAAAUCUAGUAGCUGAUAAUAUUCACCUAAGUAAGUGUUGCAAAAUAAUUCAGAGUUCAGGACCUAGCUUAGAUAAAUGUAUACUACUCUUUUUCUCAUAAUAAAAAUCUUACAUUUCCAACUUCAAAAUUGGUGCUUCCAUAUUUGUUGAUAACCAAAACUCCUAAGGUUUUUUGUUUUCUUUUUAACUACUUUCCAAAUGCAUGCUAUACCUCAGAAAUAGUAUAUCAAUAUAGUGGGCUUUUUUUUUUCCUCUUCAUAAACCCACAGUAAAAUUUAAUCACAGGAAACUA
Messenger RNA from Symphalangus syndactylus (siamang), 2963 nucleotides. RefSeq names its product THAP domain containing 2 (gene THAP2). The record is from RefSeq and is a predicted model, not a curated record. Lineage: Eukaryota; Metazoa; Chordata; Mammalia; Primates; Hylobatidae. Gene Ontology annotation, cellular component: nucleus.